AUGAAUAAAACGUUUAUACCGGCGUUUUAUCCCGUGGAAAACUACGCUGGGGGAUCUCUGAGGGCCUUGGAACGUCAAUGGUUUAAGGAUAUGUCCGGCAUUCGUGUUGGGCCUGCUCGUAUGCGACAAGUUCGAAUGAAAGAGAGCACAUGCUCCUACCAUAAGCUGACCUGGCCGUACACUUGUGUAGAUUCAUACAUCAAAGCUGAAGAAGACAGAAAUGCAUACUGUCUUGGCUGGCAGGAAUACAACAAGGUAUCCUGCGGUGGGUAUGUUUACAAAUACAAAUACUACACUUCGGAUUCUUGGACAUAUGUGGACGCUAGCGACAUCUGGGGCAUGAACAUCAAAGGAGAAUACAAUUCUUACGGUGGGGGUGGGUAUAUUCUUAAAUUUGUAAGAAACAGAGAAAAUGCUCAUCUCUUACUAGAAGAACUUCUGCGGUAUGAUUGGAUUAAUCGUCAGUCAAGAGCGAUCUUAAAAAUCCUUGGAUAUAACAAAAGGUUCACAGAAAUUACGGCCGUCAUAAGUAGAGCCGGCAAGGAACUGUUGACCUUCGGAACGCUACUGAUCACGUUGUUCUUUGCUUUUGUGUCCUUUGCGUACCUUCUCUUUGGUUCAAAACUGGUUGGUUACAAAUCCAUGUUUAAAACCUGUGUGAGUCUGGUCAACACUUUCAUCGGAAGAAACAAGCUUCGGACACUGGUCGAAGCCUCUCCAACUACGGCCGAGUUCUUCUAUAUGGCAUAUGUUGUCAUUGUAAUCAUGUUUAUGCUGACAAUUUUUAUGUCGAUAUUAAAUAGCAGCAUCAAAGAAGUCAGACUAGAGACCGCCAAGCACGCAGUUAUGUUUGGAAUGAUAAAGGUCCUGAAAAAGACAUUCAGAGAGUUCUUACAGCUGUUCUACAUACCGAGAAGGAAGAAUCAAAAUAAGAUAAAUGUUUCGGAAGAAGUUGCUGAUGACGUGGAUUUAAAAGCCACAUUGCAGUCAAUCAGACAAACCUUAAAACGGUAUGAGAGAGUGUAUGUGGAUGACACUGACAAUCCUUCCUCGCAAAUUGUUUCAUCAAAGGAAAUGAACGCACUUCUUCCCUGA
Molecule: messenger RNA, 1095 nt
Organism: Magallana angulata
Lineage: Eukaryota; Metazoa; Mollusca; Bivalvia; Ostreida; Ostreidae
Product: polycystic kidney disease 2-like 2 protein
Exons: 4
Coding region: 1-1095 (364 amino acids)
Biological process (GO): detection of mechanical stimulus
Cellular component (GO): membrane
Molecular function (GO): calcium channel activity
Source: RefSeq, a predicted model, not a curated record